AUGCCAACAUUCAGUCUAGGCCGACUAGGCCGCUUCCAAAUAUCCCGUCUUCUUCCUUCACACACCUCAUCGCGAACAAAGCACCCGGAUCUACUAUCAUCCCCGCCACCUGAGUAUACUGACAUUGCCAAAAUCGAAACUAAGUACCACGCUCCAUCACAAGCUCAACCACCAGAAUGCAAGACUGAGCAGGUGUGUCGUUUCCUCAUUGAAAUCCUCGCAAUAACCUUCCAUGCGAACUUCGACGAGCUGAAUGCAGCCAUCUACAACAUUCCCGUACCAAGUGGCACGAACACAGUCCUUUGCGAUUCUGAGCGCGCGGACCUCCUCGCACAAUCCAACCUCGUACGCAAAGUCCACGGGCAUCUCGUACGCAACGAAAAGACGAUGAUAGAUCGAAAGGAUGAGAAUAAACUUUGUGCAACUAUCGUUCAACCUGUGGAAAGCCUCGAGCGCGACAGCACACUGCCUAGCUACUCUUUGGACAUGAUAGGGUGGUACGGCGAAGAAGUGCGAUGGCCAUCUGGUACAGGCUGGGCAUCCACCAUUCCCGGAUAUUGGGAGACGGACCCAUGGCCAUACUUAGAAUCGAAAGGCUACAAAGCGCAGGUCAAGGAAUCCAUCAAGAUGGUGCACCAACGCGUAUCUCAGCGAGCUCUACUGCUGAGCGCGACACUCGGCCUUGCCGGUGCAGUCGCCGUGCCAGAGCCGACAGCUGUCCCCGCCAAGGUCGAAGUUCGGGCGCCUGUUGUGACUCCCGCGGCGAUCCGGUUCGAAGGACGGCACAGCUACGUGCAGAGGAGGGACAUUAUCGAUGAUAUCAAGAGUGGCGUUGAGAACUAUGCAAACUCAAUUGGCAGCGUAUUGGGAACAGACCUGCCCAGCUUCUUCACAGAUGGCAUUCCCGGCUGGUUCGAGGGCCUGCCCACCGGCAGCGAAGUUCUCUCAAGCCUCGGCAUCGGCGACGACGAUUUGGCUGCGAAGCCCACCGAAGUCCUCAACAUUCCUCCCUAUGCGAACUGGACUGACCAGGGCUGGAACGUGCGCUUCCACGGCAAUGUCUACAAGUUCCCGGAUAUCGACCAGAACAAGGUCGACGACUUGGCCAACGUCUUCUUGAUCGACACGAGCGUCGCCGAGCUGCCUGACAACCAGAAGGCUCAGGCACGCAACCUCACGCGAUCUAUCUUCAUCGUCCAGCAAGGCGGUGUCAAUGUCUCCAUGUCGCUCGAGCCCGCGCCCAUGCAGGGUGGCGACGGCGAGCCUGGAGGCGGCAACUCCAUCGAGGCUCCCGGCGGCGUACAGAACCUCACUCUCCCCUACGAGACGACGGUAGAAGGUGACUUUGAUGUUUUCGUACCGAUCCAGUCCAACGGCCUCCUUCCUGGUAACGAGACCAACAACGUCCAGCGCUUGAACGUCUACACCAACGGCACCAUGAGCGGCAAUGCCACUGCCUUCCUUGUCCCUUCCGAGGGUAUCACCUUCAUCUCCGACAUUGACGACAUCCUCCGCGUUACCAAGAUCUACGAUCCUAAGGAAGGUCUCCUAAACUCCUUCGCUCGCCCCUUCACCCCCUGGAUGAACAUGCCCGAGAUCUACGCCAACUGGUCGCGGACCCUCCCCAACAACACGCAUUUCCAUUACCUGACCACCACUCCCGAACAAGCCACCCGUCUCUACAUGGACUAUAUCUACAAGACAUACCCAGGCGGCUCCUUCGAUACGCGCCCAUUGAACUUCUCAGACGUUUCCGCCACACUGUCCAUCCGCAUGUUCCUCCUCCAGAAAGUCUUUGCGACCUUCCCCCAGCGCAAGUUCGUUCUCGUAGCCGAUACCUCCAACAGCGACGUCAUGAAGGACUACCCACAGCUCGCACACGACUUCCCCAACCAAGUCCAGUGUAUCUUCCUGCGCAACACCUCCGCCACCGACUCGGACAUGUGGUUCCCGUACAACACCGAGGGCUUCAAGGGUCUGAACAACAGGAGCUACAUGUUCUUCCGUGAGCCGAAUGACUUGGCUGGUUUGGAUAUCGCCAACGGACAGUGCUUGAACGAGACGAUUCCCCAGAACGUUACCUUCUCAAGGCAGGCGGAGAUUCUGGGUAUUCAUGGAGAUAGUGCGGGUGGUAAGCUACAGAGCGGUGCUACGAUUAGCUUCGUGGUUGCGCUCUUUGCUGCUGUUGCUCUGUCUUUGUAA
This is a messenger RNA of Alternaria atra, 2202 nucleotides long. RefSeq lists its product as uncharacterized. Gene Ontology annotation, cellular component: actin cortical patch. The record is from RefSeq and is a predicted model, not a curated record. NCBI's taxonomy places the organism in Eukaryota, Fungi, Ascomycota, Dothideomycetes, Pleosporales, Pleosporaceae. The transcript has 3 exons. The coding region runs from base 1 to 2202 and encodes 733 amino acids. Gene Ontology annotation, molecular function: phosphatidate phosphatase activity.